This is a messenger RNA of Gymnodraco acuticeps, 2546 nucleotides long. Its product is annotated as THAP domain-containing protein 5-like. The transcript is spliced from 4 exons. The coding region runs from base 718 to 1248 and encodes 176 amino acids. Lineage: Eukaryota; Metazoa; Chordata; Actinopteri; Perciformes; Bathydraconidae. The record is from RefSeq and is a predicted model, not a curated record.
UUAUAAAGUUGUAGGAUCUGUAUUAUACAACUAAAUGAAGCGUUGAAUUGAAAGAUAGAAACACUAUUUGCGGCAUGGCAAACUUCAUUGUACAGUAAACAAACAAUAGCAAAGACUGAACUACAUGUACUCACACAGAGUCCAGGUUCCAGGUUCCCACACUGGAAGGACAAGCCGUUGGAGAUUUGCUGCAUUUUCCUGGAAAAGCAAAAAACCAGUUGUGUUGAUGUGACUUCAGUAAUGAGUUGGUACAAGAACAUGGAGCAGCAACAUGGGUAAUCAAUCAUGAUCAAAAUAGCGGCAGGUGUUGCAUCGGAUUGAUGGUGGAAGAUGGUGGAAACCAGGCAGCUAUAACAUGGCUGUUGGAAGCAAACACGCCAUCUACUCUCUGUAACAUGUAGUUUCAUAAUGUAAUAUCUUAUAAUUGUUUGAUAUAAUAUAGUAUGUUUUAUACAUAUAUUUACAUAUUUUAGAACAGCUUCAAUACCUUCUCAAUAACUGUAAGACAGCUGUUCAGGAUCUGGCAGAAUACAAACACACAGUCAGUAAAAUACAGAGUACAUGAAACAUGCCAACAAUUGCCCCGACCCAUAGAUAUAUAUAAACACUAGAUGGCUCAUGGGAGAUUUUCCAGCGUAGCUCACCGGCCGCCAUCUUGCUACAGUCAACAGGUACUCUGAUUCGCGUUAUGGUAGCUGUUGUAAGAAGUACCUGACUAUGCCGGACUUUUGUGCAGCCUACGGAUGCUCUAAUCACCGCAGUCUGCAAACAAGAACCCGUGGGAUCACCUUUCACGUGUUUCCCAAAACCGGAGAGAGGAGGAGGCAGUGGGAACUCGCCCUAAGAAGGGACGGUUUUGUUUCCUCUGGCAGGACACUGCUCUGCAGUGAGUACUUCAGGAGUGAGGACUUUGACAGGACGGGGCAGACUGUCCGGCUUAAAGAUGGUGUUGUGCCAACAGUAUUCAAUUUCCCAGCUCAUCUUCAAAGGCCGGAAGCAACAAGAAGCACAACCACUUCAAGAAGAGCGGAAGAUGAACCUCAGCCUAAUGUUGUGAGUAUUCUGAAUGUGGCCAAGACCAGAGAGAUGGUCAUUGAUUUCAGGAGGGUGAGGACGUCUCCUCUACCCCUGUGCAUUCUGGGAGAGGAUGUGGCUGUUGUGGAGGACUACAAAUACCUGGGAGUGCACUUAGACAAUGGGCUGAACUGGAGGAUCAACACUGACGCUGUGCACAAGAAGGGAUAUUAGAAGAAGGAUAUUAAUUUCCAUAUUACUAUUAUUUAUAUAUUCGUAUAUUUUGCCAAAGCAACAGGGAGCCACUGAGUGUUGUCAGGGCAGCAGAGUGGGUAAUUUGCCAGGCAUCAGCAGAUUCUAGACGAUCACAGCCCAUCAAACUGCUAGAGGUCCUCUACAUUGUGCGGAAGAGGAUAGGUCCAGAGGAUGUGUUUUUGCUCGGGGAGCACAUUGUCGACACACAGUAUGGCAUUGACAGUCACCACCAUACGCUGUUGACAUUAGUUGUGUCCCUGUUUUUUAAGCUAAGGCUGCAUCACAUUGCAAAAAUAACUGCUCUGAGCUUAGAGUGGCAGCAUGAGACAGAAGCUCACAAAAACAGUCCUUUUCAAAGGGCAUUAGCUCCAACUGUGUGUGCACGUGUUACGUGCCGUAGUGGGUGCUUGUGUGUCUCCCUCUCUUUCCCCCUGAUGUUUCUUCUUCUUUGUUUAAUGGUGAAUCGUUACCACUAGGAGCAUAUAUCGCCACCUACUAUGUAUUUAUUAAAUCUUUAUUAAAUCUAAAGAGGUGGGUCCUAUGCAGCCAAUGUGGUUCUUUGACCCAGCAUUUAUUUUUGAGUGAAGGUCACAUGACCUGGAAGUUAUUGAAGCAAUAUGCUCAUUUUCCCAUUCAAAUAUUAUAAAAAUAUUUACAGGGUGAAAAUGUAAUAAAAAGAGGUGUCCUAUGCAUCAAGUAUAGUUGUUUGAUUCAUAGCUGAAUUUGAGUCAUUAGGUCACAUGAUCUAGAAGUUAUUGAAGAAAUAUGCAAAUGUUUCCAUCAAAAUAUUAAAACGUAUUUAAAGUAUUAAAAUGCAAUAAAAAGAGGUCUGUUCAACAAAUGUAUGCUCUAGAGUGGAUUUGCUUCACAUUCACUCGAUCGGGAAGCUGUAGAUUUAUUAAAAAUAACAUGUUUCUUGUGUAAUUGAAAAGUCAUUUGUUGAUGGUCCCUAAGUGAAAGCCUCGUUUCGCGGAGAAGACCUCCCCGUUGUAAUACAGCCAGCAGCAGGGGAAACUGACGCUGCUGGCGGGUCCUUGAAUGUCCGUCGAAUAUCCAACCUAAAACUAACUUCACCGCGUUCCACCAGGAGCACCAAAUGGGGGGGAAGGAAAAAAGGAAUUAAAAAUGUAACUUUUACAAUUUGUUUUGCUAAUACUAUUUGUAAUAAGUAUUGGAUAACGAAUUCAGAACUGUCUACAUUGUGUAAAGCGACCGUACACAGAGCGGUCAGUGUUUGGCUUGAACUUAUUUGAUCAGUGGUUCUGUAAAAUGAAAAU